Contarinia nasturtii (swede midge) is the source of this 2894-nucleotide messenger RNA. RefSeq names its product mucin-7-like. NCBI's taxonomy places the organism in Eukaryota, Metazoa, Arthropoda, Insecta, Diptera, Cecidomyiidae. Bases 267 to 1604 code for a protein of 445 amino acids. The record is from RefSeq and is a predicted model, not a curated record. The transcript is spliced from 4 exons.
AGUCUCAAUUUCAGUUCGAUCGAGUGAAGAUUCAUCGUACGUACUUGAAUGACGAAUAUUUAUAUAUCGUAUUUCGUUAAAUUAUUUCACUUUGUGUCUGUUUACUGUCUGUUAUUGUAAGCGAUUUUAUUUUUUUUUUACGUUAUUCGAAUAGUGAGUGAAUAGAAAUACAUAAAGAUUUUUAUCAGCUGCGACUGUGAGUGACAAGAACCAGCGUCUAAGACGUAUAUAAAAUACUCGUUGAGAUAAAACGCGCGUGUGACAAAAUGAGUGUUCAAAAAUCAACGAUUGUCUGGUCAUUUGUGCUAAUCAUAUUAACAAGUAGCAGUAUUGAAGCAGCAAAGGCGACACGUCGUGAUGGAACUAAAUCAAAAUCUCCAAAUGCCGAUCAUUAUGCAUUAAGCUAUGGCGGUUCGCAUGGACAUCGAAAUACUCCACAUCAAGCCGUAACACAUAAGCCUGUACAACAUCAACCAGUGCAACAACAACAUCAAGCACAUCAACAGCAUUCACCAAGCGCUCCGGCCAUACCAAACAAUAACAAUAAGCCAAUCGGUUGGAAUGUACCUCAACACAAUACCGCUGAACAAUCGAAAACCGUAUCAAAUACACAUUCAGCAUUACCAUAUCCAAAUAAUCCACCAGCGUAUACUCCACAUGCUGCCCAUCCACCAGCCGGACCACCACCACCGUACUCACAAAAUCCAAAUACAGGUUUUCAAUCGAAUGUGCCAGCCGGACCGCCACCACCAUACUCGCAAAAUCCAAACACCGGAUUCCAUUCAGUUGGUCCAGUAGGUCAACCACCAGCUUAUCAACCAAAUGCCGCAUAUCCAAUGCAUAAUACAGCUGGUGCAAAUUAUCCACAACAACAAUAUAAUCCAGGCCAAGGUGGUUAUCCAGGUGCACCAAUUCCGAAUAAUCAGCCAGCUCCUGUUAUUAAUAAUUUCUAUGGACAACCUCAAACCGGCGUUGGUGGCGGUGGUGGCUCUGGCGGUAGUUUCUUGCAAACAUUGGGCGGUGCGGCGGCAGGUUCCUUGGCUGGAUCUCUUGCCGGAAAUGCAUUGUACGGAGCAUUAAAACCGGAUAGUGAACAUAAAACAGUUAUCAUUCAUGAGAAUGCCGCAUCAUCAAAUGUACCAGCCUCAGCACCAGCUCCAGCAGCUCCAGUUGGUGAAACUACAACAGCCGCUGUACCUGUACCUGUAUCUGGAAAUCAACCAACUGUUCAACAGCCCGCCGAUCCACAAACAACAAUGCAACAACCACCACAAACUGAAGUACGAUCGGCAGUGAGUAGCGACACCACCAUGCCAUUGGCAACAAAUGUACCGCUAGCACCCCAACCAGAAACAACGAAUCAAGCUAGUGUACCAUUAGCCCCAUUACCAGAAAGUACGAAUGUUGCACCAACAACAACCGUUGCAGAAACAAGCAUAGUGCCCAAUCAAACUGUAUCUUCAUCACCGGCCAAUGUUCCAUUGGCACCAUUCCCACCAGCCACUGAUCCAUCGGCGCAUGCCCAAAAAGGAAGUGCCACAACAUUUGCUAUAUUUAAUAUUUCGGUGUAUACAAUAAUUUCGUUAAUUGUUUACAUGUUCUAAAUGCAAGUGAGUGAGAGAAAAAAACACAUCACGAUCAACAACAAGAAAAAAAAUCGAAAUCGAAACUAAUUUUGCAGCAUAUCAUCGUCAUUAUCACAAAUAAGGGAGUUUUUAUUUAUAUUCUCUCGAUUCUACAAUUUAAACGUAUACUUUUUUCAUUCUAAAACAUUGAUUGCCAUGUUUACGUUUAUUAAAUUGUUUUUAACACUAAGAAAUCAGAAUUAAUAAUUCAAGGCCAAAUCAAUGCGAUUUGCUGGAGACAUUUAAUUAACGCCUUUUUUUGAAUUGUCAUGUGUUUUAUCUCAUUUCAAUUUAACACCGUCUUUUUUUCGCCUGAUUUUUUAUAAAUCUCGAUGUGAAUGCUAAUUUAUCGUUUUUAUAAUGUCAUAUUUAAUAAUGUUUUCAAAGGAAACUUUUCGGAGAAUCGUAAAGGCAGAAAUUGUUUCGAAGGCACAUUUCUAAUUCAUUUUGAUUGAGAAAACACAAAUAACAUCAACCAUCCAAAAUAACAAUCAAAUGGUUUAAAUAAAAAAAGGACCGCAGAGGCGGUGCCGUAUAAUUGAAUUCAGUCAAAUUUUAACUUAUUGACAAAAAAAAAAAAACAUUCGAGAUGAAUCGUAUCUGUUGAUCAUGACUAACUAUGCUGAGAAUCGACUGAAGCAUAUGACAUCAUUCGGCAACGAAAAAAGAUAAAUACGUGUUUUUUUUCUCUAUUAUUUUCUUUCAUCUCUUCACCGAAAAUUAUAGUUGCGAAUUAAACGAAACGGUUGUGAAACAUGAAUUAGGUAGUGUUAAUUGAUAAACAAAAAAAAAUUUAUUAUAUAUUUUAACGCAAGUAAUAUGUAUGAUGUAUAUGUAGAUGUUUUUAGUUCAAUCCUCUUUUACGUGUCCCCGUAGAACAAAAGAGAAUGCUAUUUAUUGCGCCGUAAUUUUGCCGUUUACUUGAUUCAAUUGACGUAUGUAUACAAUGUUUUUGUUUGUUGCCUUUCGUUUUCUCUAGUUCAAUCAAUAUAUUGUGAUAUAGCCGAUCUGUUGAGAUUGGAUUUCACAGAACGGUCACCAGCCACCUGAUGAUAUAUAUCAAUACACACAUCAUUUCAAACUAUAUUUAUGUUUAUCCCAAUGUUUUAUCACACUUAUUAUUCAUCUACAAAACAAUGAAAACAAUGCAUAUUCUUUGUAGAGAAUAAAAAAUGUUUGAUAAAGAUUUGAGAUUAAAUUUCCACUACAACUCAAUAGCACGAGUAAAUUAAUAUGAAUAAAAAGAACAUAAAUACAUUUGGAAACCAA